UAAUCACAUGACCUGCAAGAGAUUUUUUACACUCGAGGAAAACGUACUGAAAAGUGUCGUUCAGAGAAGGUUUCCCCGAACAUGACGUCCUUCGAAGAUGACGAGAACUUUGGAAGCUAUAGUGUAGUGGGGUCCUUUCCGAAAGAUUUUGGCUAUGGUCCUGAGGAUCAAGAUGAACUGGCCAGCAGUGAUAAUAAGCCCAGGAUUCUAUUGUUGGGUCUCAGAAGGAGUGGAAAAUCUUCAAUUCAGAAAGUGGUAUUCCACAAGAUGUCCCCAAAUGAAACGCUCUUCUUGGAAAGUACAAAUAAAAUAGUGAAAGAUGAUAUAUCAAAUAGCUCAUUUGUACAGUUCCAGGUGAGAUUUUUGCUUUACAUACUGUAAAUUAAUAUAUCUCUGGGAUCCAUAGUCACAGUCAUCCGGUCAUCUGUGAGGACUAAAAUAUCGUAGGGAUGACCAAAUCAAUACGAAAACUCAUCCGCUGGACGAAUUUAGUUUGACUCUACCAGAGAAAACAAGAAAGAAAAACAUAUUUUAAAUUUUCUUAAAGACUUUCCUGCAUUGUGACGACUUGUCAUCCAUUUGGAACUUACAGAAAACAGAAAGAUUUGCAGCUUUAUUCUGCAAUAAAAUCAUAAUUUUGAUUGGCCAUUGGGGAUGAUGUGGUAUUCUCCAGGAAUGAAAUCAUUGCAGGCUCAGUUUUCAUUUUGCCAACUACUGAUGCUCUGUACUGCAUGUGCAUCUGUGAAAACACAUGGCAUGAUCACAUCACCUGUUUUGAUCAGGAUAUGUCAUUUAGUAAUGUUAUCACUUUGGAAAAACAAGCCUUCAUGGCAGUUGAAGAGGCUUUGGUUUCCAUUUGCACAUCUGGAUUUUCUGUAUCCGCUGACAGCCACAACUACAGACAUGAUGCACUUGGAGAUUGGUCACGUAGAAAAUUAUAAUAAAAAAAGUAACCUUUCAAUUUACAGUACAUGCUGUUCUGUUCCCAUUAAACGGGCAAGUGAAAUUUUGCCAGGACAAGUAU
Orbicella faveolata is the source of this 1024-nucleotide messenger RNA. Its product is annotated as ras-related GTP-binding protein C-like. The record is from RefSeq and is a predicted model, not a curated record. Lineage: Eukaryota; Metazoa; Cnidaria; Anthozoa; Scleractinia; Merulinidae.